Callithrix jacchus (white-tufted-ear marmoset) is the source of this 6221-nucleotide messenger RNA. RefSeq names its product adenosine deaminase tRNA specific 2 (gene ADAT2). Gene Ontology annotation, cellular component: cytoplasm; nucleus. Gene Ontology annotation, biological process: tRNA wobble adenosine to inosine editing. The record is from RefSeq and is a predicted model, not a curated record. Gene Ontology annotation, molecular function: tRNA-specific adenosine-34 deaminase activity; zinc ion binding. NCBI's taxonomy places the organism in Eukaryota, Metazoa, Chordata, Mammalia, Primates, Cebidae.
AUCAUAAUAGGUUAUUGUUUUAAUCAUCAUACACGUUCAGCAUAGCAUUCUAAAGAUAUAGGCUGGGGAAAAAAAGGAUGACUAAGGAAUAGUGUUGCACGCUUGGUGUGUUCCAGAUACUAUUUUAUGCAAAGUGUUUCAUGUGGGCCAUGUCAUAAGCCCCACAGGAUCCCUAUGAGGCCAAGGAAGCCCUCGAAAAUACUGAAGUUCCUGUUGGCUGCCUUAUGGUCUACAACAAUGAAGUCGUGGGGAAGGGAAGAAAUGAAGUUAACCAAACCAAAAAUGCUACUCGACAUGCAGAAAUGGUGGCCAUCGAUCAGGUCCUCGAUUGGUGUGGUCGAAGUGGCAAGAAUUCGUCUGAAGUGUUUGAACACACUGUGUUGUACGUCACUGUGGAGCCAUGCAUUAUGUGUGCAGCUGCUCUCCGCCUGAUGAAAAUCCCACUGGUUGUAUAUGGAUGUCAGAAUGAACGAUUUGGUGGUUGUGGUUCUGUUCUAAAUAUUGCCUCUGCUGACUUACCAAAUACUGGGAGACCAUUUCAGUGUAUCCCUGGAUAUCGGGCUGAGGAAGCAGUGGAAAUGCUGAAGACCUUCUACAAACAAGAAAAUCCAAAUGCACCAAAAUCCAAAGUUCGGAAAAAGGAGUGUCAGAAAUCUUGAACUUGUUCUGAUGAAAGAACCAAGUGACCCAAAGUGACCUGGAGAAGAUUCCGAGAUUGAGAGUUGUUGACAUCGUUGAAUCAUAUGUUUAUAUAUUGUUUUUAAUCUGUGGGAAAAUGGUGUCUCUCAUCAUUUGCUCUGUUAAGGGAAAAAAUUAGCACUUUUUAGAAGCCUGACAAUUGUAAACAAUUAUUAGCUUUUCCACAAGCUGAUUCCCAUCUUAGGAUGGGGGAAAGUUAAGGUUUGAGGUUUUAGAAAUUAGCAAGUAGUAUGUUCCCUUCUAGCCACAACAUUAUACCUGGCCCAGGCAAGUGCUGAUUUUUAGAGAAUGUGUGGCCAGACCCGUGUGUCUGGACUGCAAUGUGCCACCCUGAGAACACCUCCAGGACUGGCAUUUCACAGUCAGAGUUAACAUUUUUUGCAGUUACUGUGUUCUUGCAGGGCACUGGGGGCUGUGACUUCUCUCUAAAUUGUAUACGAGUUGUGUAUACAUAGACCAUAGUUAUAUGAUCCCUAGAAAAGACUUUGCUUUUAUAAAGCAUUUAGAGAAAAUGCAUACUUUUAAAACAAGUGCUUGAGUUGUCUUUUAAAAAUUGUAGCAUAUUGCUAUAAUAAAACCUUAUUUAUGUCUUCUUUGAAGAUGAAUAGUCUUAACAGAAUAAAGACAUACAUGGGAGGAUGGUUAUUGAGCAAAAAAACAAAUGAUCCCGCCCUCAUAGAGCUGAUAUUCUAGCAAGGGGAGAUGGAUAUAAUAGAUUACACAGCUUAUUGGAGGACAGUAAGAGUUACGGCAAAAAGCAAAAGGAACAAAGGGCAAAGGGGAUAGAUGUGCCAGUUUGGUGGUGAGAAUGCUGGCUGAAAAACAGAAUGGUCAAUUUACUCUGAAACCAAAUAAAUAUGUCUUUAAAAAUCCAUAUAAUAAAUUUAAAAUUUGAAAUCUAAAAUGUAAAACUCUGAACACACCACUGGAAAGGGUAUCCACAGCAGAAGUCCCCUGUUCACCUCCCUGACUGCAGGGCAGCGUUGCACAGCUCCAUUGGGCGUACUGUGUGCCUCUGCCCAGAAGGGGGCCUCGCCGUUCCACCAGAAGCCCAGCUCCAGCCUCUGGAGGGGCUGCUGCUCCUCUGUUGCAUUUCUUCCAUAGAUUCAUUUCCUUGAUGCAAAGCAUCUGUAUUUGUUGGUUGUGCCAUUUGAGCGAUGUCUCUGACUUGUUUGUUUUGAAUUACAUUACAGGCUGGAAUGUAAUUGUGGUGAAAGUAUUUUUACAUUGCUGAGAGUAGCAGCUAAUCACAGUUACAUGCUUCAGAGGAUUUAUAAUUGCUUGGUUUUGUGUGUGUGUCUUUUUAACUGCAUGUGAGAAGUUUUAUGGAGAAGAAUAUGCAUGAUUUUAAAUCUACAAUAAUAUUACAUGCACCUUCAAUUUCAUCCACUUUAAAAAUUAUCUUCUCAUUAAAUUUGAGUGCUUUGACUAGUUUGUUCCUUUUUGCAGUUGAUCGUAAUUUAUUUCUGGCUUCUUUUGCUUUUCUGUAAGCAGAUUUCAUUGCACUUAUUGUGUUCAUGUCAUUUUCUUGGAGAUUAUUUGUAGGACAACCAAUCUGAAGUCUUGCCUCUGUAGAGUACCACCCAGUAAGUCUGGCUGAACAUCUUAUGUCCAGUAGAUUCGUGGUAAACAUUUGCUAAAUGAAAUUACUGAUUGAAAUUUGGGGAAAAGUGAAUAAUAAGACUAUCUAGGGCAAAAAGCCAAAGCUGAAAAUAGUCUAUGAGUAUUCUAGCCCAGAGAUGAUUGCUACUAAAAGAAUCAAGGAAAUUAUAAAAUGAUAAACGGGGAAGAAUAGAAAAGACUUAACAAUAUACAUAUGUUCUGUCUUUGCUAUUUUGGAGAAUGGUGGAUAAGUGGUGUUUCCUGAACAAUUUAAUUGUGGUUUACCAUCUUUUUGGUUCCCUCCCUAGUGACUGACUUAUCAAAAAGUCUAUCCUGAAUUUUUGCACUGGAGCAUAGUUCCCUCUAUCACUUUGGGGGAAAAUCAGUAAUAUGGCAUACUGCAGAUCAGAGGGCAGGACCAUUGAGGGUGCCAUAGACAUUAUCUCUGUGGAAUUACAAUUUCCAAGUGAUGAUGAGAAAUUAUGGAUAUAUGAUGAGCUCAUCCAGCUUCCUGAGUACCACAUUCCCCAGCUACUUAGACAUGGAUUAAAAUAUUAAGAUGUCCUAGUUCAAAAGCUUGAAUUCAAUUGAUUGAUGCUGAUAGUGCCUGUCCAAGAGACCAGCUGAAAGACUUACUUUGUAUAUGAAAUAGUUCUGAAAGUUGUGAGAUACAAAAUGGUUUUACAAUUACUGCCCUGUUUAGCAAAAUCCGGGGAAAUGAUUACAUUUAGAAGCUGCUAGAGUUAUCCAAUGUUUGCUGGUCUUGCAACAAACUAUGGAGAAUGAGUGGUAUGUAAUGCCUUGGCAGGCUUCAAUCACUGAUAAAAGAUCAUGUUAAAAUAUCUUUGUGCUUUCUUGUUACUUGGCAUAGCCAUCUCAUCCUGUGUUGUAUUUGGAAUAUCACAGAGAGAAAAUAGAUGGCCAAGAACUUCAGUGUAGGCAAGAACUCUUAAUUUUUCUUUAACCUUUUUGUUGGGAAAGUUUACAUAUAAACUUUCCCAACAAAAAGGUUAAAGAAAAAUUAAGAAAAGAAAAUAGAUGCCUUUUACCCCAAAAUGCUUCAGUAUUUCAUAAGCAUUGGAUAUUUUCUUAUAUAAUCACAAUACAGUUAUUAAGUAAAUUUAACAUUGAUAUACUCAAAUUCAUCAUUUGUAUUCCAGUUCUAGCAGCUGAACAAAUAAUGUCCUUUAAAGAAGUUUUCCCACUGCCCUACAAUCCCAGAUGUGGUCUAGAGUCCAGUGUUACAUUUUCUUGAAUCCAUCUUCCUUUUUUUUGGAGAUAGGUCUCACUCUGUCACCUGGUGGCAUGAUCACAGCUCACUGCAGCCUCAACUUGGCUCAAGCAAUCCUCCCUCCUUAGCCUCCUGAGUAGCCGGGACCACAGACUCAUGUCACCACACCUAAACUUCUUUUUUUUUUUUGUAGAGACAGAGUCUCCCUAUGUUACCCAGGCUGAUCUCAAACUCCUAGGCUGAAGGGAUCCUCCUACCUUGGUCUCCCAAAGUGCUGGGAUUAUGGGCAUGAGCCACUGCACCUGGCUGCCUUUAGCUUCUUUUCAUCUGGAACAUUUCCAUGGGCUUUCUUUGUCUUUUGUGAAUUGCCAUUUUUAAAUAAUACAGUCAUUUUGCCUCCUCUACAUUUUCUUCUCUUUUUUAAAUAAUAGAAUGGUCCUUGUUUUAAAUAUAUUUGGUGUUUUCUCAUGAUUAGAUUCAGGUCGUACAUUCUGGGUGAUGUUAAGUUCCUCAUGGGAUAUCACAUCUGAAGGCACAAAAAGGCCAUCACACAAAGGUGAUGUCAAUUUUGGUCAUCUGGUCAAGGUGUGUUUCUAUUUCUUAACUAUAUAAUUAGUUUUUUCUCUGUUGCAAUGAUUAAGCAGUCUGUGGGAAGAGGAGCCGUUACGUUUUAAACAGAAAUGUAUUUGACACUGAUGGAAAGGAGAGGAGGAAAAUUAAUGACAUAAAUUUCAAAGCAGCUAUUAAAUUAUUUGAUUGCAUUCCUCCUCUUUUACUAUGUCUGCCAAAAUUGAUAAAAAUUUUUCUAAUAAGAAUAUUUUAAAUAAUGUCUUAAGCAUUAGAAUUAAGCCUGAGAAAUAAAUCCUUUCCUUCCUAACUUCCUCCUCAGCAAAAGUAAUAAUUAUAUAAAUUUCAUUAAGCCUGAUAAGAUAGGGUUUUGAAAAAAUAGACUUCAGAUGUUUCUGAUAUUGCAGAUGACCUGUGGUGAUCCAAUGGGAUAAAGACUCUAGGUAGGUUGUUGUUUGGCCAUAAAAUAUGAGUUGUCUUGGGUUUCCAUAGAGACAUCUAGUCUUAAAAUGUUGUAAGCACUGCUACUUUCAAAACGUCAGUAAAAAUAGCACAAGCCAAAGCUCUUGAAAAAAUUACGUAAAUCUUUUUUAAAAGUAGUAUAGUGCCUUGUUAAAAAUCUGUGAUGAAGCCAAAGCUUGUCUUUCCCAGUGGUCCUACAUUAACUGGACUUGACUGGCCUCAGGGAAAAGAGAAACAGGAACGGGUUUCUCUGCCUUUUGGCAAAGGAAUGAGACUACAUUGACUUAAUCUAUGAAGACAACCGCCAGCUAUUUCCUUUGUAAACUGCUAAUUUUGUGUAGUGAGGAAAGGAGUGAGGGGUAUUUAUUUUUAUGGGUAAGACUGGUGUAAGUUCUGCUGAAAGUUUGACACCUUUAGGAUCUUACAUUUUCUUUAAGUAGAGCUAAUAAAAACAGGCUUGUGACUAUUUCUCACCCGAUUUUUAAGUGGAUAUUGAGUUGAACACCACAUAUCCAUGACUAUUAAGGACGCUUUGUGGUGCAGUUUGACAAAGACUCUCCUUGACCAAACAUUGGUCAGGUCCUGAAUCCUCUUCUCACCCAGGCCUCCACCUUGGUCCCCAUUCUUGCUAGGCCUAUAUAGCCCAGUUUUAGUAAGAAUCCUCCUAAGUCAGUUUAGAGAGACUCCUCCAUCCUCAGUAUCUAUGAAAUUUCUCAUCCUUUACUUUUGAUGUUUAAGUCCUUGGCCUCUGUUCAACGAGAAACUGUUAAGUUCAUUUUGCAAAAACUCCCCUACUCUAGGUAGCUACCUCUUAGUAAUUUUCUAAUCACUCACCCCCUCACUCUGCCUAUUAGUUAUAAACCCUGACAUGUUCUGGUUUUAUUCAGAGUUGAGUCCAAUCUCUCUCCUCUGCUGUGGUAGUUUUAAAACCUAUCACUAUAGACCUGAAUAAAGUCUUCCUACCUUAACAAGUGUCAGAAUAGAUUUUUCUUUAACAAGUUGAAGCAUGAACUUGAGAAUCUAGAGCAGGAGUCCACAAAGUAUGGCCCGUGGGCCAUAUUCAGCCCACUGCCUGUUUUGGUACCACUCAUGACUGAAAAAUAUGUUUUACAAUUCUGAGUGAUUGGAAAAAAAUCAAAAGAAGAAUAAUAUUUAGUGACCCAUGAACCUUUUAUGGCAAUCAAAUUUCAGUGUCCAUAAAUAAAGCUACACUGGACUACAGCCAUGCCCAUUUGUUUCUGGGUUGUCUGUGGCUGCUCUUGUGCUACAAUGGCAGGGUUGAGCAGUUGUGAUGAACCAUGUGGCUCACAAAGCCUAAAAUAUUUAGCAUCUGGCCCUUUGAGAAAAUGUUAGCUGCCCCUGGUCUAGAGUAGGUAAAAGGCUGAGGUUGGAAGCUGCUUGUUCAAAUUCUGUGACUUUGGAGCCAAAUAAUAUGGCUCAUUGUACAACUCAUUGUGAAUUGCUUCAGUACUAAGGUUUUGUUUUUCCUUUUUAAAAGUCAGUUUAUACAUGUAAAGGAAAAAAUCUAAGACACCAAAAUAUGUUUUCUGGGUUGGAAUGUUUUAUUUCCAUAUAUACAAUUCAAGAGAGUGGCAAGGAGAAAAGAUAAUGUAUCAUUUUAUUUGAGUUUAGAAUAAAUGAUACAUUUUAUUUAUGAUCA